This is a messenger RNA of Melanaphis sacchari, 1014 nucleotides long. RefSeq lists its product as uncharacterized. The transcript has 2 exons. The coding region runs from base 1 to 1014 and encodes 337 amino acids. Lineage: Eukaryota; Metazoa; Arthropoda; Insecta; Hemiptera; Aphididae. The record is from RefSeq and is a predicted model, not a curated record.
AUGCAAAUGCUACAUAACAAUCGCAAACCUUGGACUAAGACAGAAAAAAAAUUGGCAUUAUCAAUAUACUAUAAAUCUCCUUCAACUUACAAAUAUAUGAGAAAACAAGGUGUUGUAUUACCCGGCGAAAGCACAGUGCGGCGAUGGUUGAAAUCAAUAGAAUACACUCCGGGAUUUAUUAAUGAUUAUUUAAAUGAAAUAAAAACAAAAGUAUCUGCUAUGUUGUUUACUGAUAGGAAAUGUGUAAUAUUACUGGACGAAAUGUCAAUACUAAAAUAUAUUGAAUAUAAUAAAGCACUUGAUAUGAUAGAAGGAUUUGAGGAUUUGGGUCCACUAGGCCGUUCAUCAAAUUAUGCAAAACAUGCUUUAGUUAUCAUGGUUAGAGGCCUAUAUAAAAAUUGGAAGUUUCCAUUAUGUUAUUUUUUAAGUGGCAACGGUGUUAGUGGAAAUGAACUUGUAAAUUUAAUAAAACAAAGUGUAAAACAGAUUUUAGAUAUUGGAUUACUACCAACAAGUAUUGUAUGUGACCAGGGGUCACAAAAUCGUAAACUAUUUUCUUUACUUGGAGGUACUGAACUUAAUCCAUUAUGUACAAUUCAUGCAUUAAAAAAUUUGUACACAUCCGAGUAUUCCGAUUUAAAAAGUAUUUCUUCACAAGUUGUCAAUAAAAAAUUCUUUUUACUAACGAAUAGAUUGAAUCAAGAUCCCUUGGAGAACAUGUUUUCUAUAAUGCGGCAAAAAAAUGGAUACACAAAAAACCCUUCAGCAAGAAUGUUUCGUAGUUGUUUUGCAAACAUAUGUUCUUUUUCAUUAAUGAAAGCAUCAGAUGAAUGUAAUUGUGAAUUAGAUGAAGACGAGUUUUUAUCAGUCGGUAUACUUGAUGAUGUAGAAGUUUCAAACACAAUUCAAAAUUGUACUGAAGAUGUGUGUACAAGUGUCGUUGUCAGACAUCAACAAGUUCAUUUUCGUCGGAGUCCAAUGAAGAAAAUGUCGGCAAUGAAAAAUCAACAUUAG